CGUUCUUCCCCACGUCCCACGGGAGCCGAGCAGACCGGCAGAAGCCCCGUCCCGCGGGUUCUUGCCCCAGACGCUCCGUACUCCGCGAAGUUCCUGAGGGAUCCAUCGCAGUCCUGUCAGUGCACCAAAAGGACUCGCGCCCGGCAGACCAAGCCCUCGCCCGAACACGCCUCUGAAUUCUCCCGAAGAAGCCGCCGAAGAAUAACGUCACUGUGAAAAAUUGAAAAGAUCCUUUGAAAAAGGCGCAAGAUGUUUGUUGACUCAUCGUGAAAUUCUUCGAGGAUCGCAUCAGGAGCCCGCGGUCCUUCGUGCAAAAGAAUUCAGUGAUCAAUAGACGAUGGCAUGAUUAUUUUCAAGACAAAUCUGACGAUUGAAAGACUCAAAAUUUCUGUCCGGAACAGUUGAUGAUUGUUUUAAGACGUUCGUCAGAUUUUUGAGAGCACCUUGAGCGUUCUGAAAAUGCACGAUUGUUUUGGGAAACGCUCGCCACCUGGUCCGUCGUUCGGGAAGACUUUAAGGACGUUUCCGUCGCUCGCGAACGUGACGCAAAGACCUAUUUGUUGAUUGAAACAUUUAGUCUGUCUUCGCAGGAUAUUAUUGAACGUCGAAAUAAACGAAAUCAUCUGGAAAAGAGCAACUUCAAUUAUCGUAAAGGAUUUUCAACUGCGUUUCGUCAAUUUCGUGCAGUGAAUGUGAAUCAAUUUGGAAAGUUGAGAAGAAAGGAUCUAAUUGAUGGAAAAUCAACUAGAAUCGUCGAUUAACACGAUAAAAAUACUCAACAAUUUGCCGAAGAAACUUUCGAAAGGUGCUAUUAAAGGGAACAAUUGAGAUCAACAGGAUUUUGUAAGUCUCUCAGGACUAAGGAUAAAACAUAUCUGAAGUACUAUCGUUGCUAAAAAUAUUUUUAAGGUCGCUGAGAAAGAUCGAAGUCAACAAUAUGCAAUCUACGGAAAUUUAUUUUAUACACAUAAAAUAGAAACGAGCCGUCAAUCAAUUUGUCAAUCAGAAAUGUCGUGUACUCGCGAGGGAAACAAUUGAAUCGAGCAGAGCGAGACCGGAAGAGAGCGACUCAUGGAGAUGUCUUCCAAGAGCCUGCAUAACGAGCACAUUAAGCGGCCGAUGAACGCCUUCAUGGUGUGGUCGCGUGGUCAGCGUCGUAAAAUGGCACAGGAGAACCCGAAGAUGCACAAUUCGGAGAUCUCGAAGCGACUUGGCGCUGAGUGGAAGCUGCUGAGCGAGAGUGAGAAGCGCCCUUUCAUCGACGAGGCAAAAAGAUUGAGAGCUCUUCACAUGAAAGAGCAUCCGGACUACAAGUACCGGCCGCGUCGGAAGCCGAAGUCCCUGGUGAAGAAGGAGAACAAAUUCGGCUUCUCGAUAUCGCCGCUGCUAUCGGCCGGCGACAGCCUGGCCAAUCUGCCACGCGGUCUUCUGCCGCCGCUUGCACCGCCCACGCAUCACCCGCUGCUACAGCACGAGGACCUAAAGAUCCCGCGUUUCUUCCCGCCGUUUCCGUACCCGCUCUACCCGCUCCAGCACAAGCUGGGCGACGACUUCAACGGCGGCAAGCUUGCGGCCGAUCUGGCCCUGCAGGCUCUUUACGGCAGCGGCACUUUCUAUCCGAGCCACCAGACGAUGGCCUGGCCGACGGGUCUGUCGACGGCCACGGCUUGCCUGCAGCCUAAUUGCAGCUGUCCAAGCCCGCCUAAGGAACCCAAAAGACCCUUUCCACCGUCCAAAAUGGACGAUCCGCCGUUCCCGAGCCCGGCUCGCGCCGACGACGACGCCGUCGUCGCGGAACGCGAGGAGUCUCGUUACCGGAAACUCGACGAGGACGGCUUUCCCGCUAGUCUGGAGAGGCAUCAUCAUCAUCAUCAUCAUCAUCAGGAAGAUCGCUCCCAGGAUCGCUUCUCUUCGUCCUCGUCCUCGUCGCCGCCCACGGAGCAACCCGCGGAGAAACUGUCAGCGACGACAACGACGACAUCCGCGUCAUCCGCGAGUGGCCGCGUCGACAGCGCCUUUUCCGUUCAAAGUUUGACGAGUAACUCGAGCUCGAGCGGCUCGAACUCGGGCUCGCAGCGCGGGCACGUUAUAUGAAGGCCGCUUCCGGUUCUCCCGGACCUGAACUUCCGGGGGAGCCUGGUGCCGGCCGCGUGGCCGGCCGCCGAUUGGUGGCGGGUCGCCCCGAUGCUCUCGCCGAUCCCGCAGACGACGGUCGCCGGCCUCAGUGCCAGCGUCGUCAAGGAGGACGUCGUCCACUUUCAGGACGAGCAGCAGCGAAGCGCGACCGCGGUGUCCAGAUCACCGAGGAGCGGCGUACACAUCGCCAACGUGCAGUGAUUCGAUCGAAACGAUCGUAAUUCUACUUCCGGAUGAUCGCUCGGGUGUCUUGCGAUCGCAAGAACGGGCCACAGUGUCGCGCAGCUCGAAAGGACAGGACAGCCGUUUUUGUAGCCAUCCUUGAACUGAUAAAAAAUCGCGCGUAUAAUUGAAGCGCUCGCCCACGCGAGAGCGCUUAGGUUCGAGAAAAAGGCCGCAAUCGGGAAAUAACUUGGCGACCGGCGAACGAAAACGGGAGAUCGAUAACUCGGCCCCGAAAUCCCACAAAGGGCGGCGCAAAGGGUCCUCUCGACCGGAUCGUGCACGCGAAGCUGGAUGCUAGAGGAGUCCAAUUUUGAUGAGAUAACCAAACCCUCUCUCGCAUGCCACAUAUUACGGG
Linepithema humile (Argentine ant) is the source of this 2716-nucleotide messenger RNA. RefSeq lists its product as uncharacterized. The record is from RefSeq and is a predicted model, not a curated record. Gene Ontology annotation, biological process: anatomical structure morphogenesis; cell differentiation; regulation of DNA-templated transcription. Lineage: Eukaryota; Metazoa; Arthropoda; Insecta; Hymenoptera; Formicidae. Gene Ontology annotation, molecular function: DNA-binding transcription factor activity, RNA polymerase II-specific; RNA polymerase II cis-regulatory region sequence-specific DNA binding.